Limulus polyphemus (Atlantic horseshoe crab) is the source of this 614-nucleotide messenger RNA. RefSeq lists its product as uncharacterized. The record is from RefSeq and is a predicted model, not a curated record. The transcript is spliced from 4 exons. Bases 102 to 599 code for a protein of 165 amino acids. NCBI's taxonomy places the organism in Eukaryota, Metazoa, Arthropoda, Merostomata, Xiphosura, Limulidae.
UUAACAACAACCUGGAAAGGAUGGCGUUAGCAUUCAACCAGUGCUAAGGCACUGAUGUAAGAAGCUCAAACGCCUUUUAAACUGCUUCCGUUUUUCAUAAAAUGCACAAGAAUUAUGAAACAAAAGUCCAAAUGCAGUGUGACUCUACAUCAAUGACAGCUAUCCUCCGAGUUUCUACUCCUUUCCGAGGGCGGGUUUACGCCCUAGGUCAUCCCAAUGAAUGCUAUGCUGUGACGGCAGGGGACAAAGGAGAAAUCGCCAUCACACUUCCGCUGCACGGGCGUAUAUGUGGCACUAAGAAUUGGGGAAAUGGAACAUUUACUAAUAACGUAGUCGUGCAACACCAUCCAGUUGUUCUAAGAAACACCGACCGCCGAAUUGAAGUAGCCUGUGAUUAUGAAGAGGUAAAAAGAAGAGUGAGGGGUGGAAAAAAAGUUGAGGAGGGGGAAUUCCAAAGUCUGCCUCAGGUCGUUACGGGUUUAGCUCCAACUCCAACAGUCCAGCUCCGAGUCGUCACUGAAUCGGGAAAAGAUGUUAAUGGAGUGGAACUGGGAGACCUUUUGUUUCUUCAAGUAGAGAUGCUAGAUGAAAGUAGGUAAUUUGUUUGGAAAUUU